This is a messenger RNA of Tauraco erythrolophus (red-crested turaco), 2970 nucleotides long. Lineage: Eukaryota; Metazoa; Chordata; Aves; Musophagiformes; Musophagidae. The record is from RefSeq and is a predicted model, not a curated record.
AUGCCCAGCCUUUUGGCGCGGGUGGCUCCCGUGGCCGCGGCCGGGUGCCGUAAAUCUCAUGUUCGUUCUGAGCAGCAGUAUCAGCAGCAGAAGUUUUCAAAUCAGUCACCCGGCCCUUCUUACAAGAAAGAGCAGUAUUUUCCAAAAGGGCAAAAUAGAGGAGAGAGAGGCAGAGGAAGAGGAGGAUGGCAAGGAGGACGCCAGAGUGUUUCUGAGGAAAUGCCAAAAUACAUAACAGUGUCUACCUUUGCUCAAGCUCGUGCUGCUGAGAUGAAUGCCAUGUUGAAAGCAGUUGCGCAGAAGUCUUCAAACUCCCUUGUUUUCCAGACUCUACCUAGGCACAUGCGGAGGCGAGCUAUGAGUCACAAUAUUAAGCGCCUACCCAGGCGGCUCCAAGAGAUUGCUAGGAAAGAGGCAGAGAAAGCUGUACAUCAGAAGAAAGAACAGUCGAAGACUAAAUGUCGCAAAGCUAGAAGGCGCCACAUAAAUUUGGUAGCAGAGUUUAAUCGCAGGCAAAGAAAGAAUAUUUGGCUGGAAACGCAUAUUUGGCAUGCAAAGAGAUUUCAUAUGGUAAAGAAAUGGGGAUACUGUUUGGGAAAUAGCCCUACGGAGAAGAGCUACAGGGCUUGUUACCGAGCCAUGACGAAACACUGCCUUCUUCAGGACUUAUCAUAUUAUUGUUGCCUGGAGUUGACUGGGAAAGAGAACGCACUUCUGAAGCAACUUGCUCGAAUAUGUAGCAUUGACACAGGAUUAACGUUUGAAGAGGCUUGUUGUCUGUCUGGAAGAUUUGAGGGUUACCUGAAUCUUUACCGAGCAGAUCGCUAUCCUGAGGAUAUGCUUGGUCCCGUUACAUUUAUUUGGAAACCCAGGGAUGGGUCUGAAAACAGGCAGUUGUGGAUCUGGAUGCAUCCAGCUCUCAAACAGGACAUACUGAGAGAGUUAAAAGCCAUUUUUCAGUGUUCAGAGCCUGAAGAAAUCUAUGUUCCUGAGCCUGUUACAAUAUCAAUUCAAGAGGAAAAACAAAUAGAUGUUGUUCUGAGCCUUGGCAAGAAAAGAAAGAAGGAGGAUAAAGAAGGAGAAAAAGCUGUGCCAGUGAAAAAAAUAAUUGGUGAUGGCACUAGAGAUCCAUUCCAGUCCUACUCUUGGAUUUCACAGGCUACUGGCAUUGUGAUCAGUGAUAGAACUAUGGAGAUUCUCAGAUAUCGGCUGAUUGGCCCAUUAUCACACUCGGUCCUUACAGAGACCUUGAAAGCUGCUUCUCUCCAAACAGAGAUGGAUUCAGAAACAGAACUGAAUAACUGGUGGGUAGAAAACUGCAAGGACUCUGAAAAAGUAUCUCUUCAUCAGCGUCAAAGUGCUAUCUUUGAGCUAUUAGAAGGGAUAAGUUCACCAUCAGAAAUGCCACCAGGUACAAUACUGGGCCUCACUGUUGGAGAUCCUCGAGUCAAUUUGCCAAAAAAGAAGACAAAAGCCGUGCCAGACUUUGAAAAAUACCAAGAUAAUGAUAAAGUUAGGCAGCUGUACCUGGAGGGAGUGCCUGUAGACUGUGCUCACAGCUUUAUCUGGGACCAGGACAUCUGUAAGAACGUCACUGAAAAUAAAAUCUCGGAGCAGGAUUUAAACCAUAUGAGAGCUCAGUUACUGGUACCUGGAUCACACCUGGAUUUGGGUCCUUCUGAGUCUAAGAUUCCCAUACUGUUGGUGCAGCAACCAGGGAAAAUGGCUGGAGAAGAUCUACCAGGAUGGGGAAGUGGCUGGGAUAUCUAUCUCCCAAAGGGCUGGGGCAUGGCUUUCUGGAUUCCUUUUAUAUAUCGAGGCGUACGAGUCGGUGGCUUGCAAGAGGCUUUAAAGCAUUCUGAAUAUCAAAGAACACCUCACAUUCCAAAUGAUUUCCCAGACUGCCAGGCGGGAGUGCAGUUUGCCAAAGAACUGGAAAUGAGUCUUCUUGAAAAAUUCAAACGACGUCCACCUGCGAAAAGGGCAAACUAUGUCAAGCUGGGCACUCUGUCCCCUUUUGUCUGUCCUUGGGGGCAGCUGGCAAAGAACUGGGAAGAAAGAAUGAAAGCUUCGGGAGAAUUUGUACAUCCUUCUUCCCCACACCCUGAGCACUGUGCAACUAAAGGGCAUAGCUUUUGUGACCCCAAAGCAGAAGUGGUCAAAGAAGCUUCCCCUGCGACUGAUGAGGGAGAGGAGACCAUGGAAAUAACAAGCUCUGAAGGUGUCCGAAAGACGGAGAAUGUUACAGGCAUCCAAGAAUUUGGUGAGAGAGAUGAAACUAUGACAAGUGACUUUGUUGUUCUCAGGAGUGAGAAACUACUAAUGCAGGUAUCAGCCUGGUGCUAUCCCACUGCUGGAAAAGAUCGGCGAGUCCGCCUUGUUUCUCGACUCGGACAGAAGGAAAUGACUGAAGAUGUGUUUUUGCCAAUUUUGAUGAGCUAUCCAAGGGCUCUCGUAUGGGUCAGCUUGUCUCUCUUGAAAAAGGGGAACCCCGAAUUACAUGCCAUGAUUUGCAUCCCAACAGAAGACGACUUGCUGCAUCUAAGCAAAGACAGACUCUUCUGUGGACCUCAAGAACCCAAACAUCGUGACAUAUUCAAGUACAAGGUACAGAAGCUGAAAGAGGAGAAGAAGAAGAAAAAGGAUAACACGAAGGCUCUAGAAAGUGACCCUCCAAGCGUUCCAGAUAAAGGAACAACUGAGGAGCAUGAAGAGCUCAUUCUUGGUCUUUGGUCAGAUGCUCUCCCAGAUGUUACUUCCCACUGCUCCAGAACUCUCUUGGGAUAUGUCACUCGAGGGGAUUUUUCAUUGGCUGUGGGCUGUGGAGAAGCACUGGGUUUCGUUAGCUUGUCAGGGUUACUUUACAUGUUACACAACCAGCCAGCAGAUAAAAAAGGGCUCGUUUUGUUAAGAACUCCGGCAUCUUUACAGUACAGAUUUGCAAGACUUAAAAUUGAGGUUUAAGUAUCA